Molecule: messenger RNA, 732 nt
Organism: Coccidioides posadasii C735 delta SOWgp
Lineage: Eukaryota; Fungi; Ascomycota; Eurotiomycetes; Onygenales; Onygenaceae
Source: RefSeq, a predicted model, not a curated record
AUGGGUCUAUGGCCUCGAGCAGGAACAACAGAGACGCAGCAAGGAGAAAAAGACACCAUGCAGGUGUCUUUCCACAGUGGAGAGGCUGCCAGCUCCUAUCUGCCAGGCUUCUUGCUGCCUCCUCUUGACGACAACAAAGCACGCGAUGAAAGACACCAAUACCCCAAUGAAGACAACAACAAUGGUGACAACACAGAAUCAACUCCUACAUGCGCUACAGCCGCUUUCGUUCCCUUUUGUCCAUCCAACUACAGCCUGCCCUCUGCCCUGCGAACAGCCUCAACCGCUCCAUUCCAACAGCAACGCCGACGACGACGACGACAACAACAACAACAACAACAACAACAACAACAACAACAACAACCCCAUCACUUCUGCUAUAGCCAGACUCAUGGCCUCCCCCAGACCGUCCCGAGAACCCUUGUCGUGUCUCCCUCUUGCUCCAGCCAUACCAGUCGCAGCAGCACCAUCUCUGAUCUUGUCUCUGAUGUCUUGUCGCUGGGAUACGACGACUUUGGUUCCUCGCAGUUCGACGACCUCAUCAACUCCAUAGACUCCCAGUCGGGCGAGGUCUCCGACCAGACGAGGAGGACACCCUUCAAGGGCUGGUACGAGGACGAUAUCAUGUGUACUCUUCAGCGAGGGGAGACGGUUGAUGUGGCUGAAGUUGAAGACGAGGAUGUGAAGUCUGUGAUUUGCCAUUAUCUGAGGUAUGGCGGUGCAAAGAUAUAG